Messenger RNA from Brettanomyces bruxellensis, 1419 nucleotides. RefSeq names its product Mitochondrial-processing peptidase subunit beta (gene MAS1). Lineage: Eukaryota; Fungi; Ascomycota; Pichiomycetes; Pichiales; Pichiaceae. Gene Ontology annotation, molecular function: metal ion binding; metalloendopeptidase activity. The record is from RefSeq and is a predicted model, not a curated record. The transcript has a single exon. The coding region runs from base 1 to 1419 and encodes 472 amino acids. Gene Ontology annotation, cellular component: mitochondrion.
AUGCUCAGAAAUAUUGCAAGAAAUCUUAUCAAACCAAGCAUACGACCAUUGUGUGCAUAUAGAGGUCUCGCUUCGGCCUCAUCGGCCAUACCCAAAGUGAACACUACCGUUUUGAAGAACGGUUUAACAGUUGCUACAGAAGAAGUCCCAAACUCUUUAUCGGCUACGAUUGGAAUGUGGAUUGAUGCAGGAUCGCGUGCUGAUGUUAGUGAUGCAACUUCCGGUACAGCCCACUUUCUAGAACAUUUAGCUUUCAAGGGUACAAGUAAUAGAAGUCAAUUGGGCCUUGAGUUAGAGGUAGAAAACUGUGGAUCACACUUGAACGCCUACACAUCACGUGAGAAUACGGUAUACUAUGCAAAAUCGAUGAAGGGGGACGUUCCAAGGGCUGUGGACAUUCUUUCAGACAUUUUGACCAGGUCCAAGCUUGAAAAUGUGGCUGUGCAAAGAGAAAGGUCAGUGAUCAUCAGAGAAAGUGAAGAAGUGGAUAAGAUGUAUGACGAGGUUAUCUUCGACCGACUACACGAAAUUGUCUACAAAGACCAACCAUUGGGAAGAACAAUUUUGGGACCUAUCAAAAAUAUUAAGUCGAUUAGCCAGAAAGACUUGAGAAAUUACAUCAAAACAAACUACAAGGGAGACCGGAUGGUUUUAGUGGGUGUGGGAUCUGUUAAGCAUGAUCAACUUGUUAAAUUAGCUGAAAAGGAUUUUGGACAUGUGCCAAUAAGCAGUGAACCUCUUCCUCUUGGAACACCAAGAGGUAAGUUGCCAGUUUUUUGUGCUGGCGAAGCCAAAUUUGACAGAAAAGAUCUUCCAAACACAUAUAUUGCUAUUUCAUUCGAAGGUUGUUCGUGGUCGUCGAAGAACUACUUUAGAGCUCUUGUUGCACAGGCAAUUAUUGGAAACUGGGAUAGAGCUGCAGGUGGAUCGAUUACACCUUUAGCUCAAGCAGUUUCAAAUGGAGUCAAUGGGAACAAGGAUGAGCCUCUUUGCAACUCAUAUCUGUCGUUUUCCACCUCAUACUCUGAUUCCGGUCUUUGGGGAGUUUAUCUUGUUGUUGAUAAAGCUACCAGUUGUAAGCCAGUGGUUGACGAAAUCAUUAAAGAGUGGAAACGUCUCUGUACUGGACAUAUAAGCGAUGAGGAGGUUGAAACUGCCAAGGCACAACUUAAGGGUUCGCUUCUUCUUUCUAUGGAUGGCACUACACCAAUCGCUGAGGAUAUUGGAAGACAGCUUGUUACAACAGGCAAAAGACUAUCUCCCGAGGAAACUUUUAAGAUUGUCAAUGCCAUCACAAAGAAAGAUGUUGUUGAAUGGUGCCAGAAUUCUCUUAGAAACAAACCGGUUGCAAUGGCUUCAUUGGGAACUAUCGAUACUGUUCCAAGCUACAAUUAUGUUGCUGAGCAGAUGAAAAACUAA